UUUGGCAGGUUACUCGAAAGCCGUAGGUGAGGGUCCCCUUUCCUGGCGAGGGACCGUGUGUGCCCGGAAUGUUGGCGAGCUGACAGGUCACUCGUGUGGCUGGACCUUUAUCAGGCCACCAGCAGGCUGUGUUGUGAUGUCACCCCCAAGUCACCGAGCCCCUUUGUGAUGUCCCACACUGCAAUGUUAUGCAGGGGCGCUGCCAGCUGCGCGGAACUCUCGGGUCUGCAGAAGGCAGGAUGGCUAGCAAGGAGGAGAGCGGGCCGCCGCCCUUCCCUCCAGAAGCCCUGGCUCCGGCCUCCGCCACCGCUGGCUCCCAGCGCAGCGCUCCUCCGGCAGACCCUCCCCUCAGCCUGGCCCAGCCCGGGUCGGCCGGGGACCCCGGCUGCAGGCUGCUGCUGGAGGAGAACGGUUUCCAGGCCCUGACCCAAGAGCCUUUGUUCGAAAGGCCCCGCACCACCCCGGACGCCCUGUCCCCGGGAGAAGGCGAUCUGCUCUGCCUGCCCUUUCCCAAGAAGCUGUGGAAACUCGUCAACAGCAGCCAGUUUGCAUCCACUUGGUGGGAAAACGAUGGCACGUGUAUAGGCAUCAAGGAGAAGCUGUUUCAGGAGGAGGUUUUGGAGAUGGAGGGCCCAACAAAGUGUUUGAGACGGGCUAGCGUGGAGGGGCCCCGACUGUUGUUGGCCUGGGCGAUCAGCUCUGUCGUGACUUGGACGCUCUUCUCCCCUUUAUGCUUUGCACCGCAGUUACAGUCCUACAGGAGCCCCUUCUUUAAGAGAGACUGCCCUCACCUGCUCCUGAGCAUGAGGAGGAGAGUGGGAGUUGAAUCCGCAUUGAGGCAGAUGGAGAGCAAGCGCGAAGCCCCGGGCGUUGUCCCGGCGGCAGCUACAGCCAGCCCGCGACCAGAGGGAGUCCUGUCCUCUGCUGGGGACCAGCUGGAGCCGGUGAGCGGCCCGCAGCCGGACGUCCCCGCCGCCCGGGUCAGGAGCCAGUCAGCCCCUCCGGUCAUUCUCGGGGCGGCGGCCAGGCCCACCAUAACAGAUGCCUAUGCUGCAGUAGGCCGGCCGGCGGACGGCCAGCCCCAGGGUGCCUGGGCACCCGUCCCCCUCGCGGCGGACGUGGCCGGGCCUGCGGCCUUCCCCUGGGUCUGUCUCACCUUGCCCUCCGUGCACGUGCAUCCUUACGGGCCGGUGCUGGGCCUUGCCGCCGGGCCCCCCGUGCUCCUCCCCGUGGCCGGGCUGCUGCCUCUGUGCCACCCCUGGGUGCCUGGCGUGCCUCCUGGACCUGCCACCUCCCUGACUGUGAUUCCCCAUCCCCCAAACCCCUUCCACUGCUGUCUGGGCUGCCGCUGUUUCCCCGCGUACCUGCCACCUCCCCAUGGGCCCCCAGAAUAG
Ailuropoda melanoleuca (giant panda) is the source of this 1394-nucleotide messenger RNA. Its product is annotated as heat shock transcription factor, X-linked. The transcript is spliced from 2 exons. Bases 189 to 1394 code for a protein of 401 amino acids. The record is from RefSeq and is a predicted model, not a curated record. NCBI's taxonomy places the organism in Eukaryota, Metazoa, Chordata, Mammalia, Carnivora, Ursidae.